This is a messenger RNA of Iphiclides podalirius (scarce swallowtail), 462 nucleotides long. NCBI's taxonomy places the organism in Eukaryota, Metazoa, Arthropoda, Insecta, Lepidoptera, Papilionidae. The record is from the annotation of a GenBank genome assembly.
AUGGGAGCAGGUGCCACGACCGGGGAGGCAGCAGGUGCGAACACAGGUGCGGGCAGUGCCGGCGCCACGGCUCUUACGAUUGGGGGGCAACAGCGCGGAAAACUGGCGAAUAGGCCGUUCCAAAUGCGGGCGGUGGAAGCGCUGGAGCUGGUAAAGGUGCUGGCAGAAGUGGCGCAGGGGCUGGCAACACCGGUGCAGGCCCAUAUGCAGGGGCUGGCAAUACCGGUGCAGGUCCAAACGCAGGGGCUGGUAGAUAGGGUGCUGGUAUUGCGUGUGGCUGUAGAACAGGUGCUGGUAUUGCGUGUGGCUGUAGAACAGGUGCUGGUAUCUGGGUUUGCAGCAACGGAGCCGGGGCUGGUAAUGCAGGAGCAACAGCUGCCACUGGAGGUGCUACUGCGUGUAUCGACCUCACCGCGUUCGGGAAGUUGUAAAACGGAGCAUACCGAACAAUCGGUAUCGAUU